Messenger RNA from Lacerta agilis (Sand lizard), 1850 nucleotides. It is a transcript of the gene LFNG, whose product is annotated as LFNG O-fucosylpeptide 3-beta-N-acetylglucosaminyltransferase. Gene Ontology annotation, biological process: regulation of Notch signaling pathway; pattern specification process. The record is from RefSeq and is a predicted model, not a curated record. Gene Ontology annotation, cellular component: Golgi membrane. Gene Ontology annotation, molecular function: O-fucosylpeptide 3-beta-N-acetylglucosaminyltransferase activity. The transcript has 8 exons. Bases 185 to 1321 code for a protein of 378 amino acids. Lineage: Eukaryota; Metazoa; Chordata; Lepidosauria; Squamata; Lacertidae.
CUCGGCGCGCUCGGAGGAAGGGGAGACCCGGGGCGGGGUGGCUGGUGCUGCUGCUGUUUCUGCUGGAGCAAGGCAGGGGAAGUCUUUGCAGGGCUGUUGUGCCUCGCGCGCACCUGGGCAGCGGUUGUGUGUCCCCCCCCCCCCGCCAUUUGCACUUAAAACUGCAGAACCUCCGAAAUCCGCGAUGCUGAAAAGCUGCGGGAAGAAGCUUCUUGUGUCCCUGGUGGGCUCCAUGCUCACCUGCUUCUUGGUGCUGGUGGUGGACCAGCAGAAGGGGCAGGUGCUGAGCCUGGGGGGCGGCGGCGCCGGCCUCCUCCUGCAGCCCUUCGAGGGCUCCCGCGGCGACGCGCCGGGCUUGCGAGCUGCAUUGCCCGCGGGGCAGAGCCACCGCGAUGUGCGGAGCUUCAGCGCGUACUUCUCGAAGCUUGCUCGGGGGAAGGCGGAUGCUGCCUCGGCGGUGGGAGGCGGCCCGGAGGAAGGGAAGGCGGCCAGGCCGCAGCUGGAGAACAUUUCGCCCCAGGAUGUCUUCAUCGCCGUCAAGACCACCAAGAAGUUCCACAAGUCGAGGCUGGAACUGCUGCUGGAUACGUGGAUCUCGCGCAACAAGGAUAUGACAUUUAUCUUCACGGAUGGUGAGGACGAAGAACUGAAGAAGAGGACAGGGAACGUCAUCAACACCAAUUGCUCCGCCGCCCACAGCCGCCAAGCCCUGUCCUGCAAGAUGGCCGUGGAAUAUGACAAGUUCAUCGAAUCUGGGAGAAAGUGGUUUUGCCACAUGGACGAUGACAACUAUGUCAAUGUUCGAGCGCUGAUCAAACUGCUCUCCAGUUACCCCCACACGCAAGACAUCUACAUUGGAAAACCAAGCCUGGAUAGACCCAUCCAGGCCACGGAGAGGAUUAGCGAGAACAAGAUGCAUCCGGUCCACUUCUGGUUUGCCACAGGCGGCGCUGGUUUCUGCAUCAGCCGUGGACUGGCGCUAAAGAUGAGCCCUUGGGCGAGCGGAGGACACUUCAUGAGCACCGCAGAAAAGAUCCGUCUCCCGGACGACUGCACCAUCGGCUACAUCAUAGAAUCUGUGCUGGGGGUGAAGCUGAUCCGGAGUAAUCUCUUCCAUUCCCAUUUAGAGAACCUCCACCAGGUGCCCAAGACAGAGAUUCACGUUCAGGUGACCCUGAGCUAUGGAAUGUUUGAAAACAAGAGGAACUCCAUCCAUAUCAAGGGAGCUUUCUCAGUGGAGGAGGAUCCGUCCAGGUUCCGUACUGUCCACUGUAUGCUGUAUCCGGACACUCCUUGGUGCCCUCGCAAUGCAGUUUACUAAGAGACAAGGUGUCCCCUUCGUAACCUCGUCCCGAGUUUUCCCGGUAUCCGAAGAGCUCGUGGGACCUGUGCAUUUGUGUGUGUGUGUGUUUCCUUUGCUGUGAGGCUGUUGGCGCUUAAUUACUGUGGUUAAUUCACAGUGUGCGUGUGUUUUAUAGGCUGCUGUGCGGCCCCUUCUUCUCUCAUCCGGCCCUGAGAUGCUGAGAUAUUUUUGGGCUCCCCCUGCUAUUUGCCCCUAUUGAUGGGGCAAGCGGGUUUUACUCUGGGCAGAAGGAACUGCCCUUAACAACCCUCAUUUUUUAGGUGAGUGGUUCUGGCUGUUUGUACAGGUGUAAAAUGACCGAAAACCCGCACCUUGAACAACUAGCCUGGGCAUUUCUGAAUAUUGCUUUGCAGUGUUCUUGUAGGGUUACUGCUGGGUCCCCCCGUCCCCCUCCCCCCGCUCCCUUGCUGCUGAAUUUGUAAAAGCAGUGUUGGAAUGAAUGAACAAAAACACAGGGUACAAUUCAGCCCAGAGUUAAAGCACUAAA